GGGUGAACUGCUGAAACUAAGGUUUGCGGAGGAGAUUCUCACGAGUUCCCUCCUCCCCUGCAGCGGCCCCUUUAAGAGAGAAGACAAUGAAGUCGAGCGAAUGAACGAACGGUGCGGACGGGCUCGAGGGGAGCUCGUGCGACACCCGGGCGGACGCGGUCUAAGCAGGGGCGCACGGACCGGGCUCGAUACCCUCCUCUCUACCUUUCACAUCGGUCUCUAGAGCUGGAACGAGUUUAGCUGUAGGUUCAAAACACAGGAUUUCAUUUGAUUUUAUUGACACCGCCGGUCAUACUGAGCGUCUCGGCAGUGCUAUUGGUCAGGACAGGACGGUUAUUAGGAUCAUAUAAGUACUAUGGACCGAGUGCGACUGUCUUACUCCAUUCACGAUACUAACAACACAGCUGUAAUAAUAAUGGCGAUUGCGAUAUUAAGACGGUAGGCUGCCUUAUUAUAGCGUUUUAAUAACUAUUUUAUUCGUACGCUUCCAGUUUUAUUCAGCAGUUUAUCUGAGUCGUGUGACGUCGUUCAUUUAUGCUAUUAAUUUAAGUGUCAUGUUUUGGUAUCACUGAAGAUUUAAUAAUGUACGGAAAUGGACGUUGGCUUUAGUGUUGCGGGUUCUAGUAUCGACGCCGUUGCGUUUCUCUCUGUGAGAGCUCGGUGUCCUUAGCACUUCGGCGGUGAGCUGUCCCCUCUACUAGGUGGACCGCGCCGGGGGGUGGUGGCUGGGGGGCUGGGGGCUGGUCCCUGGUCCCCGCGUCUGCCCCACGCCUCCUUCCUCCGCCGCGAUCCUUUCGCUUCAUUAUAUACGCCGGACGGACGGAGGGACGCGGAGUGGGAGCGCCGCGGACACGAUGCUGCACAAUGACAACGGCGUGGUCGUGGAGGUGAAGCCAGAGCCCGCACCGCAGUCCGCACCGCAGUCCGCACCGCAGCCCGCCGUCGCUCCCGAUGAACCGGCGGCCCCGAGCCGAGGCGGUGACAGCGGCUCUUCCGGCUUCGCGGGGGUCCCGCUGCCCGCCUGCCAGAGACUCGAGAUCAAGCGCUACACCGUGAGCGACGACUACAAGGUUUCGAGCCAGGUGCUGGGGCUCGGCAUCAACGGCAAGGUGCUCGAGUGCUACAGCAAGAAGACCGGCGAGAAGUGCGCGCUGAAGAUCUUGUACGACACACCCAAGGCACGACGGGAAGUGGAACUCCACGGCCGGGCUUCGGGGGGACCCUACAUCGUGCGGAUCCUCGAUGUGUACGAGAACAUGCACCAUGGCAAGAAGUGUCUCCUCAUCGUCAUGGAGUGCAUGGAAGGCGGGGAGCUCUUCAGCCGCAUUCAAGCACGGGGAGACCAAGCCUUUACGGAGAGAGAAGCAUCGGAGAUCAUGCAUGACAUCGGGACAGCUAUUGAGCACCUCCAUCACAUGAACAUCGCCCACAGGGACGUCAAGCCUGAAAAUCUGCUGUACACUACCAAAGAGAGCAAUGCUGUGCUGAAGCUGACUGAUUUCGGCUUUGCCAAGGAGACAACGCUGCAGAACUCCUUACAGACCCCGUGCUACACCCCGUAUUAUGUUGCCCCCGAAGUGCUCGGCCCGGAGAAGUAUGACAAAUCAUGUGACAUGUGGUCUCUUGGUGUCAUCAUGUACAUCCUGCUGUGUGGCUUCCCUCCCUUCUACUCCAACACGGGGCAGGCUAUCUCUCCCGGGAUGAAGCAUCGCAUUCGUAUGGGCCAGUACGAGUUCCCCAACCCAGAGUGGUCUGACGUGUCGGAAGAAGCCAAACAGCUCAUCCACCAGCUGCUGAAAACUGACCCGAAUGAGAGGAUGACAAUCACUCAGUUUAUGAACCACCCUUGGAUCAAUCAAUCCAUGGUGGUCCCUCCAACACCACUUCACACCACGCGAGUACUGACAGAGGACAGGGAGAUGUGGGAUGAUGUAAAGGAGGAGAUGACCAGCGCCCUGGCCACCAUGCGCGUGGACUACGACCAAGUGAAGAUCAAAGACCUGGACACCUCCAGCAACCCCCUGCUGAACAAGAGACGCAAGAAGGCAGCCACAGGAAGAGGAGGGGGAGGGGGUGGAAGCACUGUGUGCAACAGUCAGUGAGAUUCUGGGUGUGUGUGUGUGUGUGUGUGUGUG
Scleropages formosus (Asian bonytongue) is the source of this 2135-nucleotide messenger RNA. Its product is annotated as MAP kinase-activated protein kinase 3-like. Lineage: Eukaryota; Metazoa; Chordata; Actinopteri; Osteoglossiformes; Osteoglossidae. Gene Ontology annotation, molecular function: protein kinase activity; ATP binding. The record is from RefSeq and is a predicted model, not a curated record. Bases 855 to 2102 code for a protein of 415 amino acids. The transcript is spliced from 10 exons. Gene Ontology annotation, biological process: protein phosphorylation.